Molecule: messenger RNA, 468 nt
Organism: Brenthis ino (lesser marbled fritillary)
Lineage: Eukaryota; Metazoa; Arthropoda; Insecta; Lepidoptera; Nymphalidae
Source: the annotation of a GenBank genome assembly
AUGAAGACCUUCUUUCCCCUUCUGACUUUAGCUGUUUUGGUGGUGGCAUGUAACUCUGCCAUCUUGCCAAAUGGUUCCAGAUUAAAUGUUGGCGGUGUUCGUCCUGGAGACGCGUUGUUACAGAGAGCCCCAUCUACGGCUUUUUAUUAUUUUGCGUGGCGUUUGGCUGAAGAAGCAAGAAGGGAAAGACGUGAAUUAAGCGGUAUUUCUCAACGAGUAUUUUUCGAAAGAACUCCGAAGAUCCCAUGGAUAUAUCGGAAUCUGAAUUUAAAAAAAGGUUCUUUGUGUCUUGUCGUCUAUGCAACAGGCUCUUACCAACGCUUAGUCGGUAUGGGUAAGCACUUGGGGCAAACAAGUGUAAGCAAAUGUGUGACCCAAGUUACGGAGGCACUUAACGACCCAAGCAUAACGGAUACAUUUAUCAAGUUUCCCACUUCAAGGACUGAAAGGGACGCGAUAAAACAAAAG